This is a messenger RNA of Diatraea saccharalis (sugarcane borer), 1998 nucleotides long. The record is from the annotation of a GenBank genome assembly. Lineage: Eukaryota; Metazoa; Arthropoda; Insecta; Lepidoptera; Crambidae.
CCCCUUCUUUUCUCUUCAACGAACUGACGAUGGCGACCGGGGUACUCUACACUUAUCCGGAGAAUUUCCGUGCCUACAAGGUGCUGAUUGCCGCACAGUAUUCUGGAGCAAAAGUUACCGUAGCUCCCAAUUUCGUAUUCGGCGAAACUAACAAAUCAGAAGAAUUUCUGAAGAAGUUCCCCGCCGGAAAAGUCCCUGCCUUUGAAAGUGCUGAUGGAAAGGUUUUGUUGACGGAGAGUAACGCCAUCGCCUACUAUGUUUCGGACGCUAAACUGCGCGGCGGAGACGCGGAGACGCAGGCGCGCGUGUGGCAGUGGGCCUCGUGGGCGGACAGCGAGCUGCUGCCCGCCUCCUGCGCUUGGGUUUUCCCGUACCUGGGCAUAAUGCAGUUCAACAAGCAGAACGUGGAGCGCGCGAAGGCGGACCUGCUGGCGGCGCUGCAGGUGCUGGACGCGCACCUGCUGACGCGCACGUUCCUGGUGACGGAGCGCGUGACGCUGGCGGACGUGGUGGUGUACUGCACGCUGCUGCACGCCUUCACGCACGUGCUGGAGCCGGCGCUGCGCAGUGCCCUCGUCAACGUCACGCGCUGGUUCCUCACCGUGGCGCACCAGCCGCAGGUGCGCGCCGCACUCGCCGCCUCCACCUCGCCCGCGCUCUGCACCGCCGCGCCCGUCUACGACCCCAAGAAGUUCCAGGAGCUAACCGGCAAGAAGGACGGCAGCAAGAAGGAUAAGAAAGUAGAAAAGAAGCAGGAGAAGAAACAGGAGCCUAAAAAGGAGGCCGAACCAGAGUUGCCCGAUGAACUCGAAGAGAAACCUAAAGAGAGCAAGGACCCCUUUGAUCUCAUGCCUAAAGGCACAUUCAACAUGGAUGACUUCAAGAGACGCUACUCCAACGAAGACGAAGCAAAGUCCAUCCCUUACUUCUGGCAGAAGUUUGAUCCCGAACAUUACUCCAUCUGGUACGCCGAGUACAAGUAUCCCGAGGAGCUCGCCAAGGUGUUCAUGAGUUGUAAUCUUAUCACAGGCAUGUUCCAGCGGCUGGACAAGAUGCGCAAGCAAGCGUUCGCGUCCGUCUGUCUGUUCGGGUCCGACAACGACUCGACCAUCUCCGGCGUGUGGGUGUGGAGAGGGCAAGAGCUCGCCUUCCCGCUCGCACCCGACUGGCAGGUGGACUACGAGUCCUACGACUGGAAGAAACUGGACCCCAACGACGAGCAAACCAAGACCCUCGUCAAGAACUACUUCUCGUGGACCGGCACCGAUAAGAGCGGCCGGCCCUUCAACCAGGGGAAGAUCUUCAAGUGAUCGGUGUCCAUCGACCUGAGUCGUUUGCGUCGAUGAGAUUGUAUUCAAUACAUAUGUUUUUAUUUAUCACAAUUUAUUGUUUAUUACUUAACAUUCUAAUUUUUGGUGUUACUUAUUUAUCAUUUAUCCCCCAAAGGUUUAAUGCUAACCCCAAAGGUUAAAUCCCCGUUUUGUACUAUUUUCUUCGUUGAGGUCAACAAAGUUUAAUCAAUCGCAGUAUUCUCUCAAGUAAUGGUGUCUGUCAGUGCGGCAACGCCAGUAUUUUGAAAUAGAUGCUUAACAAAUUCUUAUUUUAUCAUCUGAAAUAAGGACAAACUGCUGAGUUGUGCACGUGUCGUGGCCGCAUCGGGGCAUUUAUAAUUUCGUGAUCCGGCCGACCUUCUCAUGAAAUGGUUCUGUUUCUUGAAACGGCCUCCCAAAAUUGAUCAUAUCGUUAAUCCUUCAGGUUCUAAGGCCUAAAGCGUUUACGUUAAAUGACCUGGCAAUUGACAUUUGGUACAAUCAUUAAUGUAGGAUGGCCAAAAAAAGAUAUCUAAUGAGGAAGUAUUUAAAAAUAUAAAAGAAAGCACCUUCACUAGAUGGCGACCAAAGAUGGUCAUUACCGUUCCUUUUAACUAACAUAUUAAUAAACUGAAAUUUGCAUAACUCGAAACUUAGAUAUCAAUACAAAUAAGAAAAAGUUCAAAUG